AAAAUAAUUUUUCUAGUAGGCGUAUCGCCUGGGGCUCCAAGUUUCUCGUUUUGUUUGUAGAAUUUUUGGCUGUUUUAUUUAUAGUUUUUUUCCAAAUAGGUUGGCAAAACUGGCCAAGCAAAUUAUUAGAUUCGUCCAGCCCAUAAAUUAGAUGUGUGUGUAAGCGGGUCGUCCGAAAAAUAACCCAUUUAGCAAGCAUCAACUUCGGUAACUGUAAUUGUUAGUGACCAAUUGAGCGAAAAAGAGCAAGAAGGAUACGCCACGCCAAAGUCCGUGCACUGAUUUCGAGCCCUCCAUGCUCGCAGUCCACCAUUGGUAACAUGUCGAGCAAUGUGGCGGGUGCUGCCGGCCCAGGUGGCGCCCCAGAUUUGCAGCUGGAGGCGGAGGGCGUUGCUCCACUAGCACUGCCGGCGGAGGAGCAUCCGGCCGCGCAGGAGCAUGUGAAGACGCCGGGAUCGCAGGAUCACCGCCAUUCCGGCUCCCAUUCCCGUCGAUCGGGCGGUGGCCAGGUGCCGUCCCGCAAUCAGGGGGGCAACAACGAGUGCCAGUUCUUCUUCGAGGACGAGGUGUUCCGCAUCGAUCGGCGGGGUCGCAUCCACUUUGGCGUCAUCACGGAGACGGCCGAUUCCUAUUCCUCCGAUGAGGAUGAGGAAGUGGACGAGGUGCUGUCCAAGGGCCAGGUGCGGGUGGCCUUCUAUCCCGACGGCAAGGAGACGGUGAAGACGGAACAGUCGAUUGGUCUAGCGGAUCGAACUCUGAUGCCAGGCGAUGUGGUGCGAAGGCUUCUGCCGGGACAAAAGGACCUCGUUGGACAGGCGGGCUAUGUGCGCGAUGUGAAUGUGCGCGCCGAUGUCACCGUGCUGGGCUCCAAGUUGGUCAUCAAAAACGUGCCCGCCGAGCGACUGCGACCCAUUUCGGAGUGGACCGGCGAUGUGCCCGUGUGCCUGGGCACCUGGAUUGGCACCACCGUCAAUGUGGACGAGUGCGCCGUGCUCAAAAAUAGCAAUGGCGCCCGUUUGGAGAUCACAUCCAACGAUUUCCACAAGUUCAAGGAUGCAGUGGCACAGUGCGCCCGCGAGGUCUUCAAUCCCAAUGUCUAUUUUCCGGGCAACGUGGUGGUCGGUCGCCUGCCGCCUCCAGAUCGCGUCAAGAAUCUCACUCCGGAGAUAGCCCUGCCCGCCAAUCGCAAGGCUCGUGCCGUGUACACCGUGGAAUCCAUUCGCACCACAGCCAUUAAUGUGGCCUGGACUUGCCGGGCCAUCUCGCAGUUCGACAAUGGCACUGACACCGAUCCCCUUAAGGAGCCAAAGACCAGCAUCAAGGGCGAGGAACUGAACAGCGUCAAGCGCCUCAACAUCUAUGAAUCCUACGGGCUGCAAAUUCACGAUCGAUUCUACCUCAAAUAUACAAAAUGUGAUUUAUUAAUUGAUUACACCGAUUGGGAACAGGAGCAAGCGGACAAGUACAUCCCCAUUUACAACACUCAGAAAAAGAUAGACAGCAAGGACACCAAGCUGAACUCGUCCGCCUCGAGCAGUGGCAAUGCUCGCAAUGUGCCCAAGUUCCGCCGCCUGGCCAACAAGUUUAGCGGAAUGCGCCUGCCCCGUCCGGCGAGCGACCAUAUGCACCAGGGAAACACUUUCAAGAUGCUCAAAUGCGAAGAGCUACCUUCGUCGGGGGAAGACGAUGAGGAGGACGAAGAGCCUGUCCAGCUACGUGAGCCUUCAGUGGCCGCAGAAGAUGCACAGAACCCGUCUCCUAAUUCUACAGCAGCUGUCGCUGGCGCUUCCGAUGCCGAUGCCGGCGCCCAGGCCCCCAGGAUCACAAUGCGCCAUGCCAAGCGGCGACAUGUGAAGAAAAAAAUGCGCAGCGUUAAGAAACUGAUCACUGCGCCUUUCACCAAAAAGGAUUUGACACCCAAUGAUGGGGACGAGAUCGUGGUGGAAACGCUGGUCGUGUACAGCUCGGUGACUGUCGUCUGGCAGGAUGGCACAGUCGAAUCGGACAUUCCCUCCACCCAGUUGUAUCCCAUCCAUCAUUUGGACAACCAUGAGUUCUUUCCCGGCGACUUCGUGAGCAAGGCGAACGAGGACACCACAGGAGCCACCGACUAUGGCGUCGUCCAGUGUGUGGACCACGACGAACGCAUUGCCAAGGUCAUGUGGUUCAACAUCUACUCCGACAUAGACAAUCCAAUUCCGAAGUGCAAGGAUGUUGAGGAGCUGAGCGUCUACGACUUGAAGGAUCACUCCGACUACCAGUACAGACCCGGCAUCAUGGUCAUCCGAGUUUCCAACUUCACGGGCAAGGACGUCGACUCAACUGCAGGCCAGGUGAUAGACAACUAUCCCGAUGGGCGGGUGCGCGUUUGGUGGGCCAAGGGGCACAUCACCAUGUGCUAUCCGCAGGAUUUGUUCGAGAUCAACCACAAUGAUCAGGAUGAGCAGGAUGGCUACGAAUCGGAUGGCUCUGAAGACUCGUGGGAGACGCAGUCGGAGCACAGUCGUGUUGGGAUGAACCUCAGCCUGUCCUCAAUGGGCAACGAAGAGCACAUCAAAAUGGGCAUUGAUCGAGCUAGGGAGGCAGUGAAGCGGCUGGAGAGGCUUUUCCGCGUCCUAGUACCCGAGCGCAAAGCGACGGUCCUCAACGAUCUGUUGGCUGUGUACAAAGACUGCCGGGCCCUGGACCGUAUGCUUAAAACCAACUUUUUCCAUGAGGACCACUUCCAGGAUGUCGUGCGCUGCAAACCAUCUACUGGCCGCGAUUCUCCCGAACUGGAAGAAGCGCCAUCGGAGUCGACUCCAGAAGCGAUGACCGUCCUGCCCAAGGUAUCCCCAACAAUUAGGCCAGAACUGGAAAAUAUUAUCAUGUCUGUCGCCGCCCAGCUCACAUCAACGCCCACCAAGCGAAAGUCCUCCACGAAAGUGGACGAGGUUCAGUGCAAGAAGAGCACUGACAAGAUCACGGAAGAGGCGCCGGAAGAGUUGGCGGAAGAAAAGGAGGCUCCGGGGGAACUGCCCAAGGUCAAACUCACCGAAAGCGAGUCAAAGCUCACCUACAACCAGCUAAUAAAGAAGCUUCGCAACGAGUACACGGAACUCUUGAGCUCCGCACGCUACAGCAUUGCUAAAGCCUUUGAGAAUCGCACCAAGAACGAUUCGGGCGUUCACUCGCGCGGUGAGAAUACCUCGGAAGAGUUCAAUAACCCAGACAGCGAAAACAAAUCAGUUGAGGUAUCGGUGGCGAACCACCUAAAGAUGAUAUGCCACGAAGACUGCACCAUUGAACUGGUUAAGUACGAUGCUGACGUCAGUGAGGUCUUCUUCUUCUUGAUCAAGGAGCAAAUGGCCAAGUUUUUCGAGGCGGUCCUCGGAACAGUUGGCAUGCCAACCGACGAUGGCAAGGACGAGGAUGGGGUGAGCGAUGCGGAGGAAGCCAUAGAGGAUGCCGAUCAGGAUGCGAAACCUGCUGCGCCUGCCGUCCACUGUCCGAUGGCGCAGGACGAUGCCAUGGAGCAGCCGUUGAAUUUGAACGCCCUGUCCGAGUCCCUACCACCCAUUGACAGUCCGAUGGCCUGCUCCUCGCCCUCCCCUUCCGUUAUGCCGGACAUGCCGCCCGUUUGCGAAAACUGUUUCCAAGUGCUGCCGAAUGCACCGGCCGCCCAUCACUUCAUCGGCAUCCAUGUGACGCCGGCCAACAAGUCGCAGUAUCAGCGCGCCGUUCAGCGGGAAUACCGCAUGCUGCAGGCCUCCCUGCCAGCGGGCGUCGUGGUGCGGGCCUACGAGGAUCGCAUGGACCUGAUGUCCGUGAUGAUGGUGGGUCCCCAGCACACUCCCUACCAGAACGCCCUUUUCUUCUUCGACUUUCAAAUGGACCGCGACUAUCCGAAGAGCCCGCCGGUGUGCCACUACAUCAGCUACUGCACGGAGCGGCUCAACCCCAAUCUGUACGAGGAGGGCAAGGUGUGCGUCUCGCUGCUGGGCACCUGGUCGGGCCGCGACACCGAGGUGUGGUCCGAGGCCAGCACCAUGCUGCAGGUGCUCGUCUCCAUACAGGGUCUCAUACUGGUCGAUGAGCCCUACUAUAACGAGGCGGGCUACGAGAAACAAAGAGGCACCCAGCUGGGUAAUGAGAACUCUCGAGUCUACAACGAGAUGGCCAUCAUAAAAAUAGCCCACUCCACGGUCAAUCAGCUAAAGAAUCCGCCGCUCAUCUUCCGCAACGAACUGAUUGAGCACUUCAAGGAGUUUGGCAGCGAGCUGCACGGCCGCAUACAGGCCUGGUCGGAGUAUUCGGCGGAGGCCCAGCGCCAGCGCAUCACCAGCAUCAAGGAUAUGCCCGUUGAGUACAAGGCGCCCUGCGAGCUGCCCGAGUUCCCCCUGCUGCCCUGCAGUCGUGGCUUCUCCAUAGCGGUCAAGGGCGUUUUGGGCCAGCUUCAGAGCGAGCUGACUGCCCUGGGUGCGAAUCUGGCCACUGGCGAAGCGAACGGCAAUGCGGCGGCGGGAACGGGUACUGCGCCGCGUGCGGCUCCCGAGGAGAUCUGAGUGCCGCGCGUACUGCUGCCCAGUCCAUGUGCUGUGAAAUUGGUGCCUAUCAAAAGAACCACAAGACUUUUGCCGCCUGGACUUGGGCGUCUGAACUGGCCCUCGGAAAAGGGGCCGCGUUUUAGAGCCACCACUAUCGAAUCUCGAAUUUUUUCCCAACUCGUAUUGCUGGCAAUCAGCCAUUUAGUUAAACGAAAUUUGCUAAAGUUAUUGGUUAUUAGUUUUCCAUGAAAAAAAAGAUGAUAAUAACAUAAGCUGAAUCAUAUAUAUAUAUAUAGAGCGCUCAACUAAGCAAAAUGGUAUAUGGAUCCGCCUCACGUAAUGUCAGUCAAUUUUAUUUAUUUUUAUUUGCCCCCGUGCUCAGUGUAGGCCAGCAAACAAGUUACGCGAUUGUAUUUGUAUUACAUGUGUUGUUUCCCCUGCCUUUGCUGUGAACGCUGGCCUACGCGAAUCUUAGUCGUUUAUGCUCGCGCUGCGUUGUAGUAGGCAUUCCACUAGUGCUUAGCUUAGUCAGUCCACCCCGUCCCCCGAUCCGCACCAUGUACGUACUAUUGUAAGCUAGCCAAUACCUGGAAAUGUGAAUAAAUUAGCAAUUUUAUUUAUUAUGCCUCCAA
Drosophila gunungcola (fruit fly) is the source of this 5158-nucleotide messenger RNA. RefSeq names its product (E3-independent) E2 ubiquitin-conjugating enzyme UBE2O. NCBI's taxonomy places the organism in Eukaryota, Metazoa, Arthropoda, Insecta, Diptera, Drosophilidae. The record is from RefSeq and is a predicted model, not a curated record.